UGAACUCUGUCCACUGCGUUUUGUCUUCGAAACCCCUUUCUGAAGGAAAUAGUCUGCUGUAUCAAGGGCUUCCCCAGCUGAAGCUGACAUGAUGAGGGCAGAUUUUAUUUUGAUAUUCAUCGCCCUUUGUACCACUCCAGCAGCCACUGCAAGACUUCAUUCAAUGGCUGAAAAUGAAGAUGCCCUCCUCAGACAUUUAUUCCAAGGGUAUCAGAAAUGGGUCCGCCCAGUAUUAAAUUCGAAUGAUACCAUAAAAGUAUAUUUUGGACUGAAAAUAUCUCAGUUGGUAGAUGUGGAUGAAAAGAAUCAGCUCAUGACAACCAAUGUGUGGCUUAAACAGGAAUGGACAGACCACAAAUUGCGUUGGAAUCCUGAAGAAUAUGGUGGCAUUCAUUCCAUCAAAGUUCCAUCAGAAUCUCUUUGGCUUCCUGACAUAGUUCUCUUUGAAAACGCCGAUGGCCGCUUCGAGGGCUCGCUCAUGACCAAGGUGAUGGUCAGCUGGAAUGGCUCGGUGGUCUGGAACCCGCCCGCCAGCUACAGGAGCUCCUGCACCAUGGAUGUCACCUUCUUCCCCUUCGACCGGCAGAACUGCUCCAUGAGGUUCGGGUCCUGGACCUACGACGGCACCAAGGUGGACCUCGUGCCGGUCAGCGAGAGCGUGGACAGGAGGGACUUCUUCGACAACGGCGAGUGGGAGAUCGUGGGGGCACGCGGGGCACGGGGCGCGCGCGCUGAUGGUCCCCUGCACUACCCCUUCGUGGCCUACUCUCUGGUGCUGCGCCGCCUGCCACUCUUCUACACGCUCUUCCUGCUCGUGCCCUGCCUCGGCCUGUCCUUCCUCACCGUCCUCGUCUUCUACCUGCCCUCCGACGAGGGCGAGAAGCUCUCCCUGUCCACCUCUGUGCUGGUGUCGCUCACCGUCUUCCUGCUGGUCAUCGAGGAGAUCAUCCCGUCCUCGUCCAAGGUCGUCCCGCUCAUCGGGGAGUACCUCCUCUUCAUCAUGGUCUUCGUCACGCUGUCCAUCCUCGUCACCGUCUUCGUCAUCAACGUCCACCACCGCUCCUCGUCCACACACCGUCCGCCGGCCCCUUGGCUGAAGCGGCUGUUCCUGCAGAUGCUGCCCCGCAUGCUGGGUAUGAAGGGCCGCGGGGAGCACUGCGUCCCCCCUGUGGGCAGACCCGUCCGGAGAGGAACAGCCCUCUGGAGAAAGCAGCAUGGGCAGAGCAGCAGCGGGGAGGAAGGCCUGGUUGCCUUCCUGGAAAGGGCCGCGGACUCCAUCAGGUAUAUUUCCCAGCAUGUGAGGAGAGAGCAUCUUAUCCGCCAGGUAGUGCAAGACUGGAAAUUUGUAGCUCAGGUUCUUGAUCGAAUCUUCCUGUGUCUGUUCCUUAUUGCAUCAGUCACAGGCUCAAUUCUGAUUUUUACCCCCGUGUUGAAGAUGUGGCUGCGUAGCUACUACUAAGACAGACUCUCCAGAUCAACCUAAAAUAUAUCACAUGAAGA
Molecule: messenger RNA, 1500 nt
Organism: Sorex fumeus (smoky shrew)
Lineage: Eukaryota; Metazoa; Chordata; Mammalia; Eulipotyphla; Soricidae
Gene: CHRNB3
Product: cholinergic receptor nicotinic beta 3 subunit
Exons: 6
Coding region: 89-1459 (456 amino acids)
Biological process (GO): signal transduction; nervous system process; monoatomic ion transmembrane transport
Cellular component (GO): postsynaptic membrane; synapse; neuron projection
Molecular function (GO): transmembrane signaling receptor activity; acetylcholine-gated monoatomic cation-selective channel activity
Source: RefSeq, a predicted model, not a curated record